AUUUUACCACUGUGAAAGCCGAACAUUCUCGGUCUUUCCACCUAAAAAAAAAACUGGAAGGAACCACUUGUUUUUAUUUUUUAACCCUUCUCUCCGUUUCUUUCUUUCCGUAUCAAAAAAUUCAUCCUCUCUUCUAGGGUUUCUUCCGCUCCCAAAACAAUCUCGCCUCCAACCUCUCUCUCUCUCUCUUCAAUUUUCGUUGCAUUCGCAGGGCACUUCUCCGCUCGCAAUGCCGUUUCCGGCGAAACCAACGCGGGAUUUCGACGAGUCGGCGAGUCCGUCGAACAACCUGUGGGUGGGGAAUCUGGCGGCGGACGUCACCGACGCUGAUCUGAUGGAGCUCUUCGCCAAAUACGGCGCACUCGACAGCGUGACUUCCUAUUCCGCUCGCAGUUACGCUUUCGUGUUCUUCAAACGCGUCGAAGACGCCAAAGCCGCCAAGAACGCUCUCCAAGGAACCUCUCUCCGCGGCAGUUCCUUGAAGAUUGAGUUUGCCAGACCGGCAAAGGCAUGUAAACAACUUUGGGUGGGUGGUAUUAGUCAGGCUGUUACAAAGGAAGAUUUGGAAGCUGAAUUUCAGAAAUUUGGUAAAAUUGAGGAUUUUAAGUUCUUCAGAGACAGAAAUACUGCAUGUGUUGAAUUUUUCAAUUUGGAAGAUGCUACUCAGGCCAUGAAAAUCAUGAAUGGGAAACGAAUUGGCGGGGAGCAUAUUCGUGUUGACUUCCUUCGAUCACAAUCUACAAAAAGGGAUCAGCUUGAUUAUGGGCAGUUUCAGGGAAAAAACUUGGGGCAUACUGAUGCUUAUUCUGGACAGAAAAGACCAUUGCAUUCACAGCCUCCAAUGGGGGGAAAAGGUGACAGUCAACCAAGUAAUAUUUUGUGGAUCGGUUAUCCACCUGCUGUUCAGAUUGAUGAACAAAUGCUCCACAAUGCCAUGAUUUUGUUUGGUGAAAUCGAGAGAAUCAAGAGUUUUCCUUUGAGAAAUUAUUCUAUUGUUGAGUUUAGAAGUGUUGAUGAAGCUCGACGUGCAAAAGAGGGCCUUCAAGGACGCCUUUUUAAUGAUCCUCGAAUAACAAUUAUGUAUUCUAGCAGUGACCUAGUACCUGGCAGUGAUUACCCCAGCUUUUUUCCUGGAAGUAAUGGACCAAGACCUGAUGUAUUGCUGAAUGAGCAUCCAUUUCGACCAUUACAAAUGGAUGUAUUUGGUCAUAAUCGUCCAAUGGUUCUAAAUAAUUUUCCUGGACAGUUACCACCUAGUGGUAUUAUGGGACUAAAUGUACCAAUGCGACCUUUUGGUAAUCACGGUGGUGUUGAAUCUGUUAUUUCUGGCCCUGAGUUUAACGAGAUUGAUGCGCUCCAUAAAUUUCAGGAUGGUAGCUCCAAGAGUAACAUGGGUCCAAACUGGAAAAGGCCAUCUCCUCCUGCACAGAGCACUAGGCUUCCUACCAGAUCAACGUCUGGGGCAUGGGAUGUACUUGACAAAAACCAUAUUCCAAGAGAUUCUAAACGUUCAAGGAUAGAUGGACCCUUGCCUGUUGCUGAAGCCCUAUUUCCUUUUAGGAAUAUUGAUGAUCGGGGGUUAGCUCUAGAACAAGCAUAUGGGAUUGAUCCAGCUAUUGAUGGAAAUGGUUCUGGUCCAUAUGUAAACAUUCAAGGAAAGAGUCACCUUGGUCCAGUUAGCUCAAGGAUUACAGCUGGAGUACAUGAUAUUGUCCAACCUGAUAUUGAUCAUAUUUGGCGCGGAGUUAUUGCAAAAGGGGGAACUCCUGUUUGCCGUGCUAGAUGUGUACCAAUUGGGAAAGGAAUUGGAACUGAGCUUCCUGGUGUUGUUGAUUGCUCGGCUAGGACGGGAUUGGAUAUACUCACAAAACAUUAUGCUGAUGCAAUUGGUUUUGAUAUUGUUUUUUUUCUGCCUGAUAGUGAAGACGAUUUUGCUUCAUAUACUGAGUUCCUACGCUAUCUUAGUGCGAAAAAUCGUGCUGGUGUUGCCAAAUUUGUUGAUAACACCACCUUAUUCUUGGUGCCUCCUUCUGAUUUUCUCACAAGAGUUUUGAAAGUCACUGGACCUGAGCGUCUAUAUGGUGUGGUUCUUAAGUUUCCACCAGUGCCAAGUAGUGCACCUAUGCAACAGCCAUCGCAUUUGCCUGUACCGACAACUCAGUAUAUGCAACAUAUUCCUCCUUCACAGACUGAAUAUGGUUUGAUUCCUGUUAAAGAGGAACAGGUUUUGCCAAUGGAUUAUAACAGACCGUUGCAUGAGGAUUCUAAGCUUCCUGCUAAACCAGUCUAUCCACCAGCAGGUGGGCCCCCUCCAGUUCAUUCUGGGCCUCCCGAUUAUUCUACUAAUAAUACUGUUGCUGGGUCCCAAGCUGGAGUUGCAUUAACACCUGAGCUUAUUGCAACUUUAGCUUCUUUACUUCCUACAACUACACAAUUACCUACCACUGAUGGUGCCAAGUCAGCAGUAGGUUCUUCGACCAUGAAGCUUCCAUUUCCUCCCAUGACACCAAAUGAUGGAAAUCAAUCUCAUCAAAUUGCAGAUCAAUCCACUCAUCCUCCUCAACAGUUGAGGAACAUGUAUAACGUUCACAAUGCUCCCUAUCAGCCCCAUCCACCAUUAUCUGCUCCUGCUGGCAAUCCUGCUCAAGUGUCUGGCAGUUCUCAUAUCCAAGAUACUGCUGCCAACAUGCAGCAGCAGCAAGGUGCUGUUUCAUCAAGACACAUGCCUAAUUUCAUGAUGCCUACUCAAAGUGGACAGGUAGCUGUAUCCCCCCAUGCCAGUCAGCAUUACCAAGUUGAGGUCUCCCCCAGCAAUCAGAAAGGCUUUGGAGUGGUGCAGGGAACAGAUGCCUCUGCUUUAUACAAUUCUCAGGCUUUCCAGCAACCUAAUAACAAUUCUCAGGCUUUCCAGCAACCUAAUAACAAUUCUCAGGCUUUCCAGCAACCUAAUAACAAUUCUCAGGCUUUCCAGCAACUUAAUAACAAUUCUCUGGCUUUCCAGCAACCUAAUAACAAUUCUCAGGCUUUCCAGCAACCUAAUAACAAUUCUCAGGCUUUCCAGCAACCUAAUAACAAUUCUCAGGCUUUCCAGCAACCUAAUAAUUCUUUUGCCUUAUCUAAUCAAACUAAUAGUGCUAAUGCUUCACAGCAGCAAACUGCCAUGCUGUAUACAGUGGACCAGGUAAACUCGGACACCCCCAAUCAGCAACUUCCUAUGUUUGGAGUCAGUCAAGGACAAACAGAGGUGGAGGCUGAUAAGAACCAGAGAUACCAGUCAACGUUACAAUUUGCUGCCAACCUUCUUCUCCAACUACAACAGCAACAGCAACAAGCCCCAGGAGGACAUGGGCCAGGACAAUGAGAACUGUUUUCUGUAAUGACCGUGCCUAGGGAGAUGCAUGUUCGUAUGCGACAAAUGUGACGGCGAUUCUUCGACAACUAUUUUUAUUUAAAGAAACUAGUUCUUUUAUCACCAACUUAUUCUUUCUUUUUAACAUCUUUGCUCACUACAAUAUACAAAGGUGUAAGGUUGGUUUUUUUUUUAAAAUUGUUGUUACUGUUUAAUGUACAUAACAAUUUUCAUCUGAUGUCGUUCUUACUGGAAUACUAGUUUUUUUUAGCUCUAUCUACGAGACGUGUGAGAAAAAUUAUAACCGAUUGUGGGUCCAAUUACGACUAGAAUGUUUCGCUUUGCUAAUUGUUUUAUGGUCGUGUCACUUUGGGAAGAGAAUCGCAUUGAUGCUAAGCUUCCCAAAAUAGUGUAAGUAAAUGUUUGAAAAUCGAAAAGGUACUUUGGUUCGUUCA
Molecule: messenger RNA, 3804 nt
Organism: Glycine soja
Lineage: Eukaryota; Viridiplantae; Streptophyta; Magnoliopsida; Fabales; Fabaceae
Product: flowering time control protein FPA-like
Exons: 6
Coding region: 230-3361 (1043 amino acids)
Molecular function (GO): RNA binding
Source: RefSeq, a predicted model, not a curated record